AAUUAGUACAUAUACCUGUCCGCCAGAGGUCCCAAAUAUCUGUUGGUCAUUCGCCUUCGUACCUGGAAAGCAUGCGCGGGAAACUUUCAAGAGGAUAAGCAAAAGCAUGCACUUCACCGUUCACCGAAUAAACUUGAUGUUACGCGACUGGUGAGCGCGUAGGACGCCGUUCAAACCCGUUCGUAAACAUAAAAAUAAUUUGAUUUUUUCGAAUCAAAUCCAAACUACCCUGUUUCUUACUGUGUGUCUAUGCUGACGGUCGCUUUAUGCUGUUCAUUUUGGUGAUUUGAAAGCGACGAAAACAGUUAAAGAGCAUGCGACUGCAUCCACAGGUGUCCCCGAUAAAGUUUUGAAACUUUCAGUAUCGGCGUGCGGUGUUGUGCGAGCGGUCAUGGAUUUUGUGAUUUAAAGUGACUUUUUUCUUGGAGAAAAUGUGGAAUUGCAACGGCUGAAGUGCGAUCUACGGAAUGGUGUUGUGCAAACGCGGAAUAUCAACGAGGAUCAUGGAGGAAACUGAACGGGAGCCAUGGAGGAAAUCCUGCAUUUUGAUCAUUCAUAUGGUUGCAGUGCUGACCCUGGUUCAGAUUACUUCAGCAGAAAAUCAACUUCAAGCACCCAGAUUUACAAUAUUCACGAGCAGCAGCAUUAUUAGAUUGGGGACCACGAAAAUCGUCCAGUGCCAAGCCGUUGGUAAUCCCGCACCUCAGUUCAAGUGGCUGAAGGAUGGCAAUCCGAUCACGGAAUUUUCGACCGAUCCGUUCUACAAGAUUAUUUCCGCCAAGUUGGAGGAUGGUGGCAGUUAUCGAUGCAUCGCAUCAAAUAAGAUCGGCUCGAUUCUGAGCGAAGAGCUCAAAAUCAUUGUUGCAUAUAUGAACGUGUUUAAAGACCAAAGCGAAAGAACAGUGGACGUGAUGGAAGGAGAAGCGGCCGUUCUGAAUCUUCCAGAAAUCGACUCCGUUCCUGCACCGGACGUGACUUGGCAAACUGACGAAGGACCGUUGCCGUACGCUCAGAAAUACGCAAAAUCGAAAUCGAAUCAGCUCAUUAUUCUAUCGACUGAGCCAUCGGAUCAGAAGCCCUACAGGGCGCGAGCAAUCAAUACGCAAGAAGGCAAGGAAGAGAACAGCGCCUUUAUCCGGCUGAAUGUGAUAAAAUCGUCGGACAACAGGGAACUCGCCCCCGAAAUCAUAGUCGGCCCCGACGACUUGCAGAUAGUCAAAGGAGCGUCCGAGGCUACUUUGGACUGCAUUGCCAGCGCUCGGCCCCUCUACGAACUGGAAACCUUAUGGUUCAAAGAUGGGAUACCCAUAGAGACUGCCGGAAUCUCGUAUUCGCUCAACGAUAUCUGGAAUCGAAGUUUAGCCCUGGUAUCUAUCAAUACUACGCAUAGCGGAAGCUACCAAUGCAGUGUGAAUUUGAGAUCGGGAGGGUUUCCCAAUGUUACUGCCACCGCCCAGGUGGUAGUUUUGGAGAAACCGAGAUUCCUCAGCAAUGCCAAGCCGGAAACAUUAGCGGAUUAUGGCUCUCAGCUGAACCUUCCGUGUGAUCUGAUCGGCAACCCCCAACCCAACGUAACUUGGUACCGAAACUCGCAGGAACUGGACCUGAGCGAUCAGAGAUACGUGAUCGAAGAAGACAACUCGUUGCUGAUCAAAAAGUUACUGAUCAGCGACAAUUCGAUGUACCAAUGCUUUGCAAGGAACAAAGCGGGAGAGAUCACCCUGUAUACACAUGUUUUAAUUUUAGCCGCCCAUCCGGUGAUGGAAUUUGGGCCGAAAAAUAUCACGGUUUUGGAUGGAAAAGAUGCAACUUUGACUUGUAGAGCCGCAGGGGCUCCCUUGCCCAAUGUGACCUGGAUUUUUAACGGUAAAGACGAAGUAACCACUUCAAGCCGAGUGCAGAUUCUGGAAACGGGCGAUUUGCUAAUCGCGGCUGUACGAGAAAAAGAUGCCGGUUCCUACACGUGUCUUCGAACGAAUGAGGCUGGCGAAGUGAAGGGAUCAGCACAUCUUUCAGUUUUAGUGCGGACUCAGAUCGUGCAACCUCCCGUGGACACGAGAGUCCUUUUGGGCCACACAGCUACUCUUCAGUGCAAAAUUUCGUGCGAUCCUACCGUUCCCUACCAGUUGGAUUGGUUUCGAGACAAACAAAUGAUAAACCCUAGAGGCAGUCAAAGAAUCAACAUACUGCCGGAUGGAAUGCUGGAAAUUCAGGCCGUGAGGGCGUCUGAUGUGGGACAUUACACGUGUGCCGUCCAAUCUCCUGGGGGAAACGAAACCCGCUCUGCCAAGUUGAGCGUCAUCGAACUACCCUUUGCGCCCACAAAUGUUAAAGCCGAAAGAACUGAGGACGGUGGUCAACGAGCAGUAAAUGUGAGCUGGACGCCGGGGUUCGAUGGAAACAGCCCGAUUAAACAGUACAUCGUGCAGAAACGCGAAGUGCCGGAGUUCGGCCCCAUUCCCGACCCCCUGCUCAACUGGGUGACUGAGCUGAGCAACGUUUCGGGCGAUCAGCGCUGGACGAUGCUGACCAACCUCAAGGCGGCAGCUUCUUACCAGUUCAGGGUCAGCGCUGUGAACAGUGUUGGCGAGGGCAGCCCUUCGGAACCGAGCAAUCAAAUUAUGUUGCCGCAAGAAGCACCUUCUGGGCCCCCAGUGGGAUUUGUGGGCUCCGCUCGCAGUUCCUCAGAAAUCAUAACGCAGUGGCAGCCACCGCUCGAAGAGCACAGAAAUGGCCUCAUUUUAGGCUACAUCAUUCGAUAUCGGCUGUACGGUUACAACGACAGCCCGUGGACCAUCCGAAACAUUACAAACGAGGCCCAAAGAAACUACCUGAUUACUGAUCUGAUCACCUGGAAGGACUACGUCGUCCAAAUCGCCGCCUACAACAACAAAGGAGUUGGAGUGUUCACUGACGGGGCGAAAAUCAAGACCAAGGAAGGUGUUCCGGAGGCGCCGCCAAUGAUCCGGAACGUGGAGGCGCUCAACUCCACAGCAGUGCAAAUCUGGUGGAAACCCCCAGAUCCUCAAAAAAUCAACGGGAUAAAUCAAGGCUACAAAAUACAAGCCUGGCGUUGGCACUCCAGUAGGGGCCACGUGGAGGCGAGCAUGAUGACGGUUCAUCCCAACCUUCUAGACCCAUAUGCCGAGCAAUCUGCACUGAUGACGCAUUUGGAAAAAUUCACCGACUACAACAUCACGGUUCUCUGUUUCACUGAUCCAGGCGACGGGGAAAUCAGCGACCUCGUUCCAGUGAAAACUCUCGAAGAUGUUCCCGAUGAGGUUUCCAACUUGCAAUUUGAUGACAUUAGCGAUCGGGCUGUUAAAGUGCUGUGGCAGCCGCCUAAGAAGAUCAAUGGCAUACUGACGGGCUACCAGAUUCAGUAUCAGAUCAAGGACAUGCCAAACACGUUGCGGCUCAGAAACCUCUCAGCUGAUACUUUGAGCGAAAAAGUGAAUGAGCUUCAAGCCACUACUCAUUAUCGAUUCGAAGUUACUGCUUGGACUGCUGUCGGACCUGGACCUCCUAAGAUUGCCAUUAUCCAGUCUGGAGUGGAGCCAGUUCUGCCUCAUCCGCCUUCCAAGCUGGCCCUAUCGAACAUCGAAGCAUUUUCGGUUGUGCUUCAAUUCACGCCAGGCUUUGAUGGCAACUCUUCCAUCACCAAGUGGACUGUGCAAGCGCAAACUACCAGGAACGCCACUUGGUUUACCGUGUAUGAAAUCAGCGACCCAGAUGCGACCACUAUUACCGUCACCGGCUUGGUUCCGUUCACUUUGUACAGAUUACGUUUGAUAGCGAACAAUGUGGUCGGGUCUAGCAUUCCCUCAGAAGCAACUAAAGAAUUCCAGACUAUUCAGGCACCUCCAGCUCAUCCGCCGAAGAAUGUCACCGUUCGCGCCAUGAGCGCCACUGAAUUACGAGUUCGUUGGACCCCUUUGCAACAAAUUGAAUGGUUUGGAAACCCCAGAGGAUACAACAUCAGCUACAUCGAACUGAGAACUGGUCACAUUUACAGUGCCUCAAUCGAAGAUCACACUGCCAACUCGCACGUAAUCAUCGGGCUUGAAGAAUUUGCUCUGUACGAAAUUCGAAUGCAAGCAUGCAACGAUGUCGGCUGUUCUUCGGUAGGACCGAAAGCCCUUGAAAGAACACGAGAAUCGGUACCAACCUUUGGGCCUUUGAACGUGAUGGCAAACGCAACCUCAUCCACUACCAUAGUGGUAAAAUGGGGCGAAGUGCCCAAGGAGCAUCAGAACGGUCUGAUCGAGGGCUUCAAAGUCUACUAUGCCACUGAUAUGAAAAGUUCCGACUACAAGGUUAUCCCCAAUAAUUCCACCUUCACAACCACUCUGACGGAGCUGAGAAAAUACGUGGUAUAUCACGUCCAGGUUCUGGCGUACACUCGUCUGGGAGAUGGCGCGCCCAGUAAACCAGCUAUGAGUGUGCGAACCUUCGAAGAUGCUCCUGGGGCGCCCUCAAACGUAUCAUUCCCCGAUGUGUCGUUCACUUCGGCCCGAAUAAUAUGGGAUGUACCCGAAGAACCCAACGGCGAAAUCCUAGCUUACAGAGUGACCUAUCACAUCGACAACGCAAACUCAAACAGCAAAUACGCAAAAGAGUUUCCUCCCUCAGAUAGAACGUUCCGAUUCACGCAGUUGGAAGCGGAGAAGUUCUAUCUGUUCUCUAUCACAGCUCAGACGAGGAGUGGAUGGGGCAACACAGCGCAAGCUUUGGUUUUCACCACCAACAACCGCGAACCACCCACGGAACCUUCGGUGCCGCAAAUCAGCAGAUCGCAGAUCCAAAGCAGAGCAAUCACUUUCAGUUGGACGCCUGGAAGAGAUGGCUUUGCACCACUGAGAUACUACACUGUUCAAAAAAUGGAAAACAAUGGACCAUGGCAAUCGUUGCCGGAAAGGGUGGAUCCACAUCUCAAUUCAUACACUGUUCAGAAUCUGAAACCCUUCACUACUUAUCGGUUCAGGAUACAGGCAACAAACGACAUUGGUCCGAGCAGGUUUAGCCCGGAAUCUAUUGAAGUUCGAACGUAUCCAGCUGCUCCAAGCAAACCUGUGUCUGGGCUCAAAGUGGUCCCAAUAACUACAACAAGUGUGGAAGUUUUCUGGAUACCCAUUGAGGAGCAAUACUGGAGUGGCGAUACCAAAUCGGGUGGAUAUAAGGUAGUUUUUCAGCCCGUUUCGGACUUUCCCACCGCUCUACAAGCCACACCCAAUGAAGAAGUAAAAGGAAUUAAUGCCAACAAGAUGGUUCUCAAUGAACUGCUCCAAGACAAAAACUACGAAAUCAUUGUGGUGCCAUUCAACAUCCAAGGAGAAGGACCUGCCAGCCCACCCGUCACUGUUUACGUGGGAGAAGCAGUACCGACGGGAGAACCGCGAGCGUUGCAAGCAAAACCGGUGUCUUCGACCGAAGUGAGACUGAAAUGGAAGCCGCCUCAGCAACACAUGCAAAACGGAGAACUGCUCGGAUAUAAAAUCUUCUACUUGGUGAUCAACUCGCCGCAAGAGCUAGAAGACGGCAAGAAAUGGGAGGAGGAAAUCGAGAUAGUGGCGCCGUCGUCCACUUCUCACAGUCUAGUUUUCCUGGAUAAAUACACAGAGUACCGCAUCCAGAUUUUGGCGUUUAACCCAGCGGGAGAUGGGCCCAGAUCACAACCCAUAUUAGUAAAAACCUUCCCAGGUCUUCCCAGCGCGCCGGUUAAUCUAAGAUUUACCGAAAUCACCAUGAACAGUCUGAUGGUGAUGUGGGAUGCCCCGAAAAAGCCAAACGGCGAGAUUGUCGGGUAUAUCGUCACAUACGAAACGGCAGAGGAAAAUGAAAGAUUCAGCAAACAAGUCAAGCAAAAAGUAACCACCAACUCUUUGCAAGUGCAGAGUCUGGAAGAAGAAAUUACGUACACGUUCACGGUUAGAGCGCAGACAUUCGACUUUGGCCCUCACAUAUCAAACAACGUAACCACAGGACCUCAGGAAGGAUCACCUGGGUCUCCCAAGGAAUUGACUGUGGUCAAACAACUGUCCAAUGUGGAACUGCACUGGUUAAAUGGGCCGACUGGAAAAGGGCCUAUUUCGGGAUACUAUUUGGAAUCGCAACGUAAAGAUGACUCCCGAUGGCAAACAGUGACAAAAACUAGCAACGGACCGUUGCAAGAUUUCACCAUUUCCUAUCAAAGCCUUUUGCCCUCCACUGCAUACAUUUUCCGAGUGAUUCCCUACAACAAAUUUGGAAUCAGCUGUCCAGCAAUGUCCAGGGACUACAUUCUGACUCCUUCCAAGUUAUACAUGGAAUACGGAUACCUACAAAACAGUCCCUUUUACAGACAGACUUGGUUCAUGGUUGCUUUGGCUGCCACCUCAAUUAUUAUCAUUAUCACGAUUAUAGCCAUUCUCUGCGUGAAGAGCAAAAGUUACAAAUACAAGCAGGAGGCUCAAAAAACUCUGGAGGAAUCAAUGGCAAUGUCGAUGGGCGACCAUCAGGACCUGGCAAUGGACUACUACAGAUCGAAAGGUGCGAAUGGAACCAUUACUGCUAUUGGAACUUUGAGCAAACGGGGCGGGCAGAGAAAGCAGCCUCACAAUCAACCUCCAACGAUACUGGGAAAAUCCCCACCCAGACCUUCUCCAGCCUCAGUGCCCUACAACUCAGACGAGGAGAGUUUGAAGGGUUACGACGAGAAUCCAGACGAUAGCAGCGUAACAGAAAAGCCAUCUGAAAUGAGCUCAUCUGAGCAGGGUUCGGAGAGUGAGAACGAAAGUGUGAGAUCCGACCCACAUUCCUUCGUAAAUCACUAUGCCAAUGUGAACGACACGCUACGCCAGUCUUGGAAGAGGCAAAAACCCGUGAAAAACUACAGUAGUUACACUGACUCGGAACCGGAGGGUAGUGCGGUGGUUAGUCUUAAUGGUGGUCAAAUCGUCCUGAAUAACAUGGCACGAUCGAGGGCGCCCCUGCCCGGGUUCUCUUCGUUCGUUUAGGUCAACUUUUAGCUAAUUUCCCAAGUCCAUGGACUGGCGAAUUGGGCUGAAAGCUAGUUGAACCGGGUUUUGUUUCAUCCACUGCCAAAACGAACAAAACUUCGCCAGUCCAUGAGAGCUUUAACUCCACUUCCUUGAUUUUAUAUUUCUUAAAUAGAACUAUCUGUGAAUGCGUAGCUACUUAAGAAUUACUUAUUAUUGUACAUACAUAAAUAGUGUAUAAUUAUAAAAGUUUUAUCUUAUGGACCAAAUGUGGGCAAGCACCUUGCCUGAUCUCGUUGGCAACUGUGAAAGAAUGGUAGAAUCAUUGCGUUCUAGUAUUUUUUCGCCAAGUCAUUUUCAGAUGGAUCCUUAUUUAACCUCGAACGAUCGUUUGGAGGCAAAUAACAAGACCAUCUGAAGUAAGUAUUGACAGUAGGUUAUUGCAAUCUAUUACUUAGCAAAUAGUUAAGUAGUGUAGCCAUAAUAUUGCAGCCAUAUUUAUUUCAACUGAACCUGCAUAAUCGGCGGUUUGGUUGCCUUAUAGUCUGUUUGAUUGCGAACUUAUUUAAGUACGAAAAAUAUUCGCAAAUAUUUCAUAUUGUCGAGCAUGGUAUUUAUUACUUAUCUAUACUAAACAUGAAGUCAAGUAAGAUAUCUCCAUCUUUUGAAUAAUUACUCAGAAGUUUCCAUGGGUUGAUACGGGUAUGCUCCAAUUUUUUUCCAUUAUAUUUCGCCCGGUAUACACAGUCGGAUUCGGAUACAGUACAAAAAUAGUAUGAAAAGUUCUUAAACAUGUUUUUGUACUCACUCCUCCUAUCUAAAAAUUACUAGUAUAAUGAAAGCAUUAUUUUUUGUGAUAACAGUCGACAAGCUUGCAUAAGAUGAGCAAAUGAAAUUAACAAAGGUCCAAAGGCAAUUGUGACUUCUUUUCAUUGCCAAACACGGACUGGAUACAGUAUUUGUGUAUUUGCGAUACACAUUCUAUCACAAAUACACGAAACAAAUGUGACUAUUUUCAAAUAGAUGGAAACUUUGACUGAGAAAAUGCACUUCUUGUUGAUAGCAUGGAAAAAAAUGGUAUGUGUAUUAUCAUGAUCUAAUAACAUGUUUCGUAGUUCUUGGAAUCAAAUAUUGCUCUAUUAGUAUUUCUGCAAGCUUAAUUACUGUUAGGUUUACAAAAAAAAUAUUUUGUUAUACCGAUACUUAUUAAAAAAAAACGGAUUCAAGGACCGAUAUCUUUGCAGCAGAAGACCGUAGAAAAAUCACGAGAUGUGGACAUUUUGGUUAGCAUACUUUGGAUUUUUGGUAUUAAUAUUGUUGUUCAAAUUGACGAGAGAAAAUUCGUUUAAAAUCCCUACAGAGAAACUGAAGAUUUUUUUGAAAAUAAUUUAGCCGAGAGCAAUAUUGAAGAAAAAUGCGAGAAAACUAAACAAUUUAUUUACAGGUGUGUGCGACAAAUAAUACAAUGGUAAAGCCACUCGUAUUUAGAAACUUAUUCUGCAUAAUUGACUUAUCUCAAAACAGCCGAAAAACUUCAUAAAUUUAUAAAGUGUGACUGCAAUGAACAAAAUCUAUUGUUUACGGUGCGACAAGGCAAAAGGCAUUUACCAUUAUGGCAGAAUGAAUCUUUUAAACGCGACAAUAUUGUUUAAAAAAAUAUCGGUUAUAUAGUUGAUAAAAUUAACUAACCAAACCAAUACAUUAAUGGCAAAAAAAUAAUCUUCUCUUCUCGGUUAGAAAAUAAACAAAUAUAACGAACUUUUAUUGACCCUCAACACUCCAUAAUGAACAAAAAUCUAAUACGACCUCUAGUUGACUCUAGACUCAAACAUGUAUCGUAUAAAAAAUUUGUUUCCUAUAAAACAAUGCGACUAUAAAUCUGGGCACGUUAACUCUUUUCAAUCUAAUCUCUUACUGGCUGGACAUAAAGUACAUAAAGUAGGAAAAAAUCUAGUAAUUGAACAUUUUUUCGUUCUCAGCUCUAAGAAAUUGAAAAUUUUGUUAAUCAUUGAAUUUUUCCAAUAUUACAAGCCGAUGUUUGUCACUUGUGAUUAUUAUUAUAUUGUCAUUUGUUUAUUAUUUUUGAGCGACGUGUUUUGUUUAUACGCGUGAUCACCAAGAGCUGUAAUCAACUUGAGUCAGAUAUUUUGCCGCCUGCGUUCGUAAUUAUUUGCCUCUCUCUCUCAGGCAUCUUGGUUUGUAAUCAAAAGAUGUCAUUUGUGAUUUCCACAGCAUUGAAAGUAAAUUGAACACCGUUUAUUUUGUGAGGCGAUCGAGUUCUUUAGUUAUUCAGUUCAUUUAUAUUAAUAUUAACGGCAUAGAAACACUUUCUCUUUCCAAAACUUGGCAAUUUUUUGCACAAAAAUUUAAAUUAUUGCAAUUUUUCGAAUUUGUGUCGGAGCGCACAACCCUUCCUAUCCAAAAUGAAACAAUUAACUUAACUAAUUAUCUCGAUCUCGAAAGCUUCUAACUUGAUUACAAUGGAAAUUUAUCGAUAGGUUGGACUUUACUUUUGUUUGUGAUAUAGAUGUUUCAGUUCGUUAUGGAACAAAUGUUCCCAUAACUUAAAAUACUCUAGGUAGCUUAGUUUAUAAUUUUUUAAUGCAGAAAAUAAUUUUGGAAAGCUGUAAACUGGGAACAUUUUGGAGUACUUAUUAUGUAGUAUGGAGAUAAAUUACUUUGCUGCGAAAUUAAUAAAGCAUCUAUAAAUGCAGUGUCAUCAAUAAAACACAAACACUAAAUUUCACAAAAGCUAAAGACACAUAAACACGUCUCUAAUUUUCCGUCUAAUAGUCGUUUUAUAUUGGCACUGUACAAAAAAUAACCUACUGUCGAGCGCACUGAACAAUUGAUUAAUUAAUUGAUAGUUGAAAUAGCAUUUCUAAAAUUUUAACUAUAUGAAAUAAAAGACUUAAGUAGGUAAGUUUUGUACAUACUAUUUUUUACUAUUCUAUUCUAUUGUUGAUAUUUACCUUUAAGGAAUAGGGUAACAGAGCUUUAGGAUUAUUACUACAUCACUGUCAAUUAAAUCGGCUCUACAUACCUCUCUAAUGAACAUUGUCUAGGAAAAUUGAAAAGCUUUUGAAGGAAAAGUCAACUGAGUCAGAAGCAGAUAAACCUGAUUCAGUUGCAGCUCAUUCACAUUCAUGGAAAUAUGUUAUCGCUAGAUAUCCAUUGUAUAUUAUUUGUUAUACAUGUGUAAAAUCUCAAUUAUUUCACUUGCAGUAUUAUUAAUUUGUAUGAGUGUGAAAAAUGCGUAAUAUCGAAAUAUGUAAACUUUUAGGGUGUCGUGCAAAACACUGUAUUUUACAAUUUUUACAAAAAAGUAGAUCUGAUUUUACUUACUUUGCUCAACUGUUAAUUUCCAUUCUUGCAUAUCUAAUUGACUAUUAAUUUGUCUGUUAUCACUAGUGUAAAAUGUAAAUCAAUGAUUUCUUCCUUUGAAGAACAUCCUUAUCUCUACUGCCUUUAUUACAUUUAAUUUAUUAUAUUUAACAGCUGUUUGUAUAAUAAAUCUGUGAUUCUUUAGAACAAA
Messenger RNA from Dendroctonus ponderosae (mountain pine beetle), 10512 nucleotides. It is a transcript of the gene sdk, whose product is annotated as protein sidekick. Gene Ontology annotation, biological process: cell-cell adhesion. Gene Ontology annotation, molecular function: protein binding. Bases 468 to 6995 code for a protein of 2175 amino acids. NCBI's taxonomy places the organism in Eukaryota, Metazoa, Arthropoda, Insecta, Coleoptera, Curculionidae. The record is from RefSeq and is a predicted model, not a curated record. The transcript is spliced from 32 exons.